GUGUCCUCCCUCAACAGGAACAAGGACACAACCAGGGACGAAUUCAUCUUCUACUCCAAGCGCCUGAUGAGGCUGUUGAUCGAACAUGCCCUCUCCUUCCUGCCGCUGAAGUCGGUCACUGUGGAGACGCCCCAGGGAACAACAUACGAAGGAAAGCGGUUCCACAGGCAGAGGAUCACAGGCGUCUCCAUCCUGCGAGCAGGGGAGACCAUGGAGCAGGCUCUCACUGCUGUGUGCAAGGACAUCCGCCUGGGAAAGAUCCUGAUCCAGACCAACCACGACACGGGCGAGCCCGAG
This is a messenger RNA of Pelecanus crispus (Dalmatian pelican), 297 nucleotides long. NCBI's taxonomy places the organism in Eukaryota, Metazoa, Chordata, Aves, Pelecaniformes, Pelecanidae. The record is from RefSeq and is a predicted model, not a curated record.